AUGGGAAGAAACAUCAUAUAUUUGUGGAUUUGUGUUUUUGCUUUAGUUCAUGGGAAUCAAGAAACUUUACAACAACCUCCCAUCAGCGAUAAUCUCCCAUCAUUGAUAAAGAUGAACAAUGAUUUUGCUUUUCACCUGUACAAGAGGCUUGCAGAAAUGCCUGAUUAUCAGUCCAAGAAUAUCUUCUUCUCUCCCUUCAGUGUGUCCAUGGCCCUUUCUGAGCUGUCUUUAGGAGCUGGUGGUGAAUUCAAAAAGCAGUUUCUCAGUGGCAUCGGCCAUAACAGCUCGGUCUUCAACACUGAAGAAAUGCACCAGAUGUUCCACAGUCUCCUGGAAGAAAUCAACCAGAGGACAGGGGUGGACAUUGAUAUCGGUAGUGCUCUAUAUGUCAGCGACAAACUAAAGCCCCUUCCUGAGUUCUUGGUGAAGAUGAAGGAGUUUUACCACUCUGAUGGCGUCACUGUGGAUUUCAGUGUCAAAGAAACACUGGAUAAAAUUAAAAUGUAUGUGAAGGAAAAAAACAUGGGAAAAUCUGACACUUUGAAGUUUCUUCUCACUUACAUAUAUUUUCAAGGUAAACACACACACACACACACACACAAACACCCCCAUCAAAAUACAUUUCAUGUGGAUGCUGAGACCACAGUUCCAGUACAAAUGAUGCACCAGUACGCAUCCCUCAAAAUUUAUUAUGAUGCCGACCUCACUUCUAAAGUCCUCUGUCUAGACUACAACCACUCUUUCUCCAUGUUUCUGGCUGUCCCACAUAUUGACAUAUUUGUUGAAGCUAAGACCAUCAAAGAUCUUGAGAUGGCCAUCUCUAGACAGCACAUUGAAAAGUGGAGGACAGCUGUCAGAAAAAGAAAAGUUAAGAUCUAUGUUCCCAAGCUCUCUCUGAAAACAUCAUAUUCCCUGAAAGAUAUUUUGAAAGGACUGAGAAUGGCUGAUAUGUUUACAAAUAAAGCCAACUUCAUGGGAAUUUCAGAGGAAAUGAUCUUUAUUUCAAAGGCUUUGCAUAAGGCCACUCUGGAUAUAGAUAAGAAAGGAACCACCGCAGCAGCAGUGACAAGAGUUUCAUUCGGCCCACUGUUCUACAACCCAAUGUUGUCUUUGCAUUUUGACAGUCCAUUCAUGAUCUUUUCUUUGGAAAAGUUGUCAAUCCGGCGGAAAAACAGUAAUGUGACAUUCAAGAUCUCAUGACAACAUUAGCCAGCAGGUGGCCAUGACUUAAACAUUAUUUUUCUGACUCUACAGUUUGCAUAUGUUGAUACAGGACAGAGGUACUCAGUCUUCUAGAGGUUCACCUUCCUGCAGAGUUUAGUUCCAAUGCACAUCAAACACCUGAACAAGCUUAUCAAGGUCAUUGGAUUUACUUGAUUGCAAUGGCAGGAAAGUGGACCUGCAAGA
This is a messenger RNA of Onychostoma macrolepis, 1407 nucleotides long. RefSeq names its product corticosteroid-binding globulin-like. Lineage: Eukaryota; Metazoa; Chordata; Actinopteri; Cypriniformes; Cyprinidae. The record is from RefSeq and is a predicted model, not a curated record. Gene Ontology annotation, biological process: negative regulation of endopeptidase activity. Gene Ontology annotation, molecular function: serine-type endopeptidase inhibitor activity.